Molecule: messenger RNA, 1929 nt
Organism: Pocillopora verrucosa
Lineage: Eukaryota; Metazoa; Cnidaria; Anthozoa; Scleractinia; Pocilloporidae
Biological process (GO): octopamine biosynthetic process; norepinephrine biosynthetic process; dopamine catabolic process
Cellular component (GO): secretory granule membrane
Molecular function (GO): dopamine beta-monooxygenase activity
Source: RefSeq, a predicted model, not a curated record
AUGAAAUUCGUUGCCAUUAUCUUCGUGCUGGCUUUGUUUGUUGGAGGCAACGAGGCUUGGUUAAGGCGAAGAAGAAGGCGCACUCCUACCCCUUGCAGACCUCGUAAUUGUCAACUCAGCGCCUGGUCGCAGUGGAGUUCGUGUCCGUGCGGAGCAAGUGGAACUCGAAAUAGAACAAGAAGAAUCAUAUGGCCAGCAACUUGUGGAGGUACAUGCUUUUUCCAUCGAUCAGAAAUGCAAUUUUGCAAGAGAGACUGUCAGAAUUCGGGAAUACCUACGAGAAACGGUUGCCUCUGCCCGCAUGGUUUUCUGGGAGCGUGCUGCGAAAUUGCAGUACCUUUAACAACAAGAGGAGAUCUAGAAUUGCCGACAACAACUGCCAGAAGUCAAACGCCAACACCAAGAACAUCAGCAACAAAACCAAGAUCAAGAUUAACGCCACUAGAAACAUCAGCAACAGCAGCACCAACAACAACAAAAAGAUCCUCAUCAACAACAACAAAAGUGGAACAAAUACACCCAUCAUCGACAAUUCCAACAGUAUCAACAGAACAGCCACAGUCAAACGCAACAUCGAGGAUAACCCCAGCAACACCAUCAACAAGCGCCACAGCUUCAUCGUCAGCGAUACCAUCCGCAAAGCUUCCACCGGAGCAUUUCCCAAACUUUCUUUCUUUUAACAAUGGAAACUAUAAUGUAUCCUGGAUUUACAACAGUGAGACAGACAGAUUACACUUUAUGAUCGAUGUCAUGGCAACCGGUUGGGUUGGGUUUGGUGUUGCCCGUCGUGCUCCGACGGGCAUGCAGGGAUAUGAUGUGGCGGUUGGUGGAGUUUUAAAUGGAUUGGCUUAUUUGCAGGAUUAUCUCACAGUUGGCCUAGCACAACCUCAAGUUGACGGUCAGCAAGACUGGGCAUUAACUUACGCCAAAGAAGAAAAUGGAAAAACAACAUUGCAGUUGUAUCGCAGGAGAGACACUAGAGAUCCAAUAGGUGACGUCCGCAUACAGCAAGGAGCACCGAUUUUCCUUAUAUGGGCAUACCAUAUGACGAAUGACGCCCAGUCAGGCCUAUUGACGUUCCACGGUGGCAGAUCCAGAGGUUUCAGAAACGUUCUUCUAAUACCUGUCAUUACACCCACAGUGACAAGUCCAUCUGGUUUUCCAUCCGCGACACUCCAGCCAUCACCAUCUCCAGCUUUUGGUGGCAUGAAUGCGACAUCGUCUACAAAGCCACCCUUUACAGGAUGUGGAGGAAUAUUAAACAUGACAAGUGGAACAUUUGCAACUCCUGGAUAUCCAUUUUCCUACACUAACAAUUUGAACUGCCUAUGGACUCUUCCUAUCCCUACCGACGGCGUUUUGAGUCUACAGUUUGAAAGAUUUACCACAGAGCGGUGCUGUGAUUUUGUUGAGCUGACAGUCCGCACCGGGCAGUUAGCAAGAUUGAGUGGUUCUAGGAACGGAUUCAACAUCACAGUAAGAGGCGACAGAAGUCGGGUACUCAGUAUCAGAUUAACAACUGAUGGAUCGGUCACAGGACUUGGUUUCUUGGCUCGCUACGUCAUAAUAUUCGUGCCACAGCCUACAUCUUUUACUCCUUUUAACAACGUAACCUCGCCAAACACAGUACAACCACCUUCAAAUACCACACUUGUGAUCUUACCAACGGAAGUUCGAAGAGCUCUUGUUGAUUUACUCGUAUCUCUUGGUCGAAUUAUCGUGAGGCUCCAAGGACUUAUCCAAGGAGAACUAACUAACGACGCUUUUGGAAAUUUCCGAAAUGACACCCUGCUGAUUUUACAGCAAGCUGAGAGGCAGUUGGCAAGGCCUAGUGGCAGGUAUUUCGGAAAGAGGGCGAUACACGAGCUACCUGACCCAGAAGAACUGGCUCAAAUGAUGGACGAGAUUCAACGACGACUGUUAGACUAA